AAACGCGUUAACUUGACAAACUUGCUUUCAAAGAAGGUGAAAAUGCUGUUGAUGAGAAAGGCGCUAUAAAACAUGGAAAACCUUUCUGACGAACAAAUUGCAGAAUACAAGGAUGCCUUUUCUUUGUUCGACCGUGAUGGCAACGGCAUUAUCACCACCAGGGAACUGGGCGCCAUAAUGCGAUCUCUGGGGUUUAACCCAACUGAAGAAGAAUUACAAGCAAUGAUAAAUGCGGUGGAUUAUGACGGAAACGGCGUCAUAGACUUUCCAGAGUUUGUCAAACUUAUGGAGAUUCAGAAAAAACCAGAUGAACGAGAGGCAGACAUGAUGUUAGCAUUCCGAAUUUUUGACGCCGACAAUAAGGGGUACAUCGAGUCAGCGGAGUUACGCUACAUACUACUAAAUAUGGACAAACGAAUUCCGCAGGAAGAGAUUAAAGAGCUGAUGGAGAUUGCUGAUUUAGAACGAGAUAGAAAAAUAAGUUAUCAAGAAUUCCUCGAUUUAGUCGAAAGUCACAGAGGACUGUUUUCUUAAAAUUACGUGACCUUACAUAGUGAACAACAAAAGACAAAGAAGUAUUCACCUGCUUGAAGAAAGCUUAACAUACCACCAAGAUUUGAUAACUACCCUGAAAUGCUGGCGGUUUUUACAUGCGCUUUACCGUUUUAUGUUAGCUAAGGAAUAAGCAGUGAAGUCACCACAACCAACAUCCGUCCCAAGUCUCUCGCGGCUUCACGCUCAAAGCCUUUGCGCACACAAAACCUCAAGUUUCUCCUCUACUACGUGAAGUUACACUGUGUAAUGCUUGAGACAGUUUUCGAUGUGAACUGGCUAGAUCUUUUUUCAUCUAUAUCUUUACACCCUGAUAUUAGUAUACACAUUCUCCGCACUGAUUUCACUUCAUUUUAUUGUGGUACUUACAAUGAGAAUUUGUAUGACGGUCAGGAGCUUCUUAAAUUGCUGAUCAUUUCCAUUAUUCCCAUAUCCUUAACAUUUGACCCAUGGGUGAUACUGUAAGGAGAAACUAGAAGCUGGUCAUUCUCGAUGAAAGCCCCAAAUGAUUACUUGAUGAUCACCUUUAGAAAAGGGAGGUAGUAUUCCCACAUAUGUGCGAAAGAGUCUGACCUUUUUAUUCUUUUUCCUACCGGUGCGUCACUGGUAGGUCAGAUAGCACUCUAUUCUUGGCUACUAUUGGACCAAGUCAUUGUAAGCUUUUUACUACAAAAAAAAACAAAAAAAAAACAACAACAAAAAUGAUGGAAAACUUCAAUUAUUC
Pocillopora verrucosa is the source of this 1276-nucleotide messenger RNA. RefSeq lists its product as uncharacterized. Gene Ontology annotation, molecular function: calcium ion binding. Lineage: Eukaryota; Metazoa; Cnidaria; Anthozoa; Scleractinia; Pocilloporidae. The record is from RefSeq and is a predicted model, not a curated record. Gene Ontology annotation, cellular component: myosin II complex.